GAAACUCUAUGGAAGACGGACCAGUAAUUGCGCAGGCGCGCAGGACGCGUUAUGUAGUCCCGGCCAAGUUCAACGUCCUAUCCUUCCGCAUGCUAGGGAACGCCCCCUCAGUCCUAGGACGGCCGCAGCGCGCCCCUCUUCCGCCGUGUAGUCUUCCGCUGGUGCCGCCGCCAUCUUGUCGUGGCCUACAGGCUGGAUAAAGUAAUUCGGCGGGAGAGAGAGCGGAGUGACCGAGAGAGAAGACAACCGGCGGAAGAUGUCGGAUCGCGCUGGAGGGAGUCAGGUAGCGCUGGACCUUGGAAAGAAGCUGCUGGAAGCCGCCCGCAAUGGCGAUGACGAUGAGGUCCGCCAGCUGAUGCAGAAUGGCGCGCCAUUCACCACAGACUGGCUUGGAACAUCGCCUCUGCACCUGGCGGCUCAGUACGGUCACCUAUCGACCGUCAAGGUGCUGCUGCAGGCCGGUAUCAGCAGGGACGCCCGGACUAAAGUAGACAGGACCCCACUUCACAUAGCGGCGGCUGAGGGGCACGCAAACAUCGUGGAUGUGCUUAUAAGGAACGGGGCCAGCAUCAAUGCUAGGGACAUGCUGGAAAUGACGUCGUUGCAUUGGGCCAUGGAGCACAAUCGGCAGGACGUGGCAGACCUCCUCAUCAAGAACGGGGCGGAUCUCUACUCUCACAGCAAAUUCGGCAAAAACGCCGGCCGCCCUGAUGAUGCCACAAAAAUGCUGCAACGACAGCUGCAAGAGGCCAACCUGCGAGCCAGCGAGUACAGGCAGCAGCUCCUGGCCAAGGAACAGGAAGCGGAGGGCUACCGGCUAAAGCUGGAAGACCUGGAAAGGCACGUGAACGGAGACGACACCACAGAAGUGAUCAUAGAGGGAGACACGUAUAUCGUGUCAACAGAGGAACUGGAGGGGACGGAGGUCACGGAGGUAGAGACAGUGGAACACCACAGUGACAUUACCACGAUGUGACGCGCGGCGGCCUUGUAAAAGGUCUCGGAUGUACAGAACUUAUUUUUUUGAUUUUCUCGAGAUGUCUCAGGAGAAGCUACAGGGAUGGGCUGGAGAUUUGGUGAUCUGCUGUCCAAUGUUGGAGGCCUCCUCGAAGUGCUGAAAUCUUUCGACCUCUGUUCUCGAUUGCUUCCAUUCCAGGUGACCCAGCAGUCUUUGGGCUCUUAAGAAAAGUAAUCGGUAGGUUGACCCUUUCAAGUUGGCCUGCCGCCGCCGCCACCACCGUGGGUAUCUCAAAAUGGGCGUAUGAUGGGGAGAACGUGAACCGUACCUUGCUUUUAAAAUUGUUUUCUUGGGUCAUAGCCGUGAUAAAGUGUAGUGUGAUAAAGUGUAGGGACUUGCGGUGCCACUCCGUGUGGAUCUUAGACUUGGAGCUUCCAAUUUUGCCCAAAUGGAGGUUAAUUUUCAUGACUACAACCUGUA
Rana temporaria (common frog) is the source of this 1438-nucleotide messenger RNA. RefSeq names its product GA binding protein transcription factor subunit beta 2 (gene GABPB2). Gene Ontology annotation, molecular function: transcription cis-regulatory region binding; protein binding. Gene Ontology annotation, biological process: positive regulation of transcription by RNA polymerase II. NCBI's taxonomy places the organism in Eukaryota, Metazoa, Chordata, Amphibia, Anura, Ranidae. The record is from RefSeq and is a predicted model, not a curated record. Gene Ontology annotation, cellular component: nucleus.